Microtus ochrogaster (prairie vole) is the source of this 3616-nucleotide messenger RNA. RefSeq names its product Sp8 transcription factor (gene Sp8). Gene Ontology annotation, biological process: regulation of transcription by RNA polymerase II. Gene Ontology annotation, molecular function: DNA-binding transcription factor activity, RNA polymerase II-specific; RNA polymerase II cis-regulatory region sequence-specific DNA binding. The record is from RefSeq and is a predicted model, not a curated record. NCBI's taxonomy places the organism in Eukaryota, Metazoa, Chordata, Mammalia, Rodentia, Cricetidae.
GAGACCCUGACCCAGUCACCCCUCCGAUCUCUGUACUGCUCUCUCCGGGGAUGGGUCACACUCGCGAUCACUUUGCACGCGCGUGCACACGCACAUUCUGCGACACUCUCACCCCCUCCCGCAGGCGCCGAUGACCUCACGGCGCGCGCGCAGCGCGGCCCGGCGAGGUCGCAGAUUGGUUGGCCGCGCCUCCGCGGCACUUCAAAGCCGGAGAGGGAGCUACAAUUGUGGCGGAAUGGGCGGAACUGAUCAUUGUAUUGCACACCUCUAAAAAAAACACUGCCUCUGAUUUAUCAAUAUAAAAAAGAUCCUCUGAGAGGAGGAGGGCGCUUCUGUGUGAUGGCAACUUCACUUCUAGGGGAAGAACCGAGGUUGGGAUCCACUCCUCUGGCCAUGCUUGCUGCUACCUGUAAUAAGAUCGGCAGCCCCAGCCCGUCUCCCUCCUCCCUGUCGGACAGCUCUUCUUCCUUCGGUAAAGGCUUCCACCCCUGGAAACGCUCUUCGUCCUCCUCCUCCAGCAGCUGCAACGUAGUGGGUUCCAGUCUCUCCAGCUUCGGCGUGUCUGGGGCCCCCCGGAACGGCGGCUCCUCCUCCGCAGCAGCAGCGGCGGCGGCGGCAGCGGCGGCGGCCGCAGCCCUGGUAUCCGACUCGUUUAGCUGCGGCGGUUCGCCGGGCUCCAGUGCCUUCUCCCUCACCUCCAGCAGCGCCGCAGCCGCGGCCGCAGCAGCCGCAGCGGCCGCCUCCAGCUCGCCCUUCGCCAACGACUACUCCGUGUUUCAGGCCCCGGGCGUCUCGGGGGGCAGCGGCGGUGGGGGCGGCGGCGGCGGCGGUUCCGGGGCGCACUCACAGGACGGUUCCCACCAGCCGGUGUUCAUCUCCAAGGUGCACACGUCGGUGGACGGGCUGCAGGGCAUCUACCCGCGCGUGGGCAUGGCGCACCCGUACGAAUCGUGGUUCAAGCCCUCGCACCCGGGCCUGGGCGCCGCGAGCGACGUGGGCUCCGCGGGCGCCUCCAGCUGGUGGGACGUGGGCGCUGGUUGGAUCGACGUGCAGAAUCCCAACGGGGCGGCUGCGCUGCCUGGCUCGCUGCACCCUGCCGCCGGGAGUCUUCAGACGUCGCUGCACUCGCCGCUCGGAGGCUACAACUCGGAAUACUCGGGCCUGAGCCACUCUGCUUUCAGCAGUGGCGCUUCCUCUCACCUGCUCAGCCCGGCGGGCCAGCAUCUCGUGGACGGCUUCAAACCGGUGCUGCCAGGCUCCUACCCUGAUUCGGCCCCGUCGCCGCUGGCCGGCGCGGGCAGCUCCAUGCUGAGCGCCGGGCCCGCGGCGCCACUGGGGGGAUCCCCACGCUCGUCCGCGCGCCGCUACUCGGGCCGCGCCACCUGCGACUGCCCCAACUGCCAGGAGGCUGAGCGGCUUGGCCCCGCGGGGGCGAGCCUGCGGCGCAAGGGGCUGCACAGCUGCCACAUCCCGGGCUGCGGCAAGGUGUAUGGCAAGACGUCGCACCUAAAGGCGCACCUGCGCUGGCACACGGGCGAGCGGCCGUUCGUGUGCAACUGGCUGUUCUGCGGCAAGCGCUUCACGCGUUCAGACGAGCUGCAGCGGCACCUGCGGACCCACACGGGCGAGAAGCGCUUCGCCUGCCCAGUGUGCAACAAGCGCUUCAUGCGCAGCGACCACCUGAGCAAGCACGUGAAGACGCACAGCAGCGGUGGCGGCUCUGCGGGCUCCAGCGGCGGCAAGAAGGGCAGCGACACCGAUAGCGAGCACAGCGCUGCGGGCAGUCCGUCUUGCCACUCUCCUGAGCUGCUGCAGACCCCGGAACCCGGCCACCGCAAUGGCCUGGAGUGACUGUCGUGCAACCUCCCACCUGGCCGUGUCGGGCUCGUACGCCUGGCCCGGGCUCCAGAGUUGGCUCACCGUCUCGCGCUCUCUCCCCAAUUCCCCGUUCCCCCUUUCUCCGGCUUCCCUCUCCAGAUUUUAUGAAAGGGAUGUGGACAGUAGGUAAGCCCGCUCCUGCGGCUGGAGCCCUGGCUCUCUCCUGCAAGGUGACAGAGAGGUCUGGCUCAGUGGGAACCCGCUCCUCCAGCUCCCGGCCGGCGGAAAUUCGAGGGGGCAGAAGCCUCUGGAGUUAGAACAGGGUGAAUCGGGCAAAGCACCCUGCCCGGACCCCCGAGCGCGCCCCUUGUACCACUGUCCAACUUUGAGCACUGCCCUGCACGCAGGCCUACUGCACCCUGACCGGGUUAGCAGAAUUUAGCUCUCCCCACUCAGCUCUGCCUAGCUCUUAUGCGCCCUGCGGGUGAACCGCUGCAACUUGUGCGAAGGGAAAUCAAUGCCGCAACCGGUUUUCAUCUCUGCGACUUUUUUUUUUUUUUUAAAAAAAAACAACUGAAAAACUGAGAGGAAAAAUAAACAAGCAACCUUCCUCUUGGCUUCGCGUUUAAAUACUUUUUCUCUGCCUGUGAGCACGUCUUUCCAAACUGCUAUUACCGGUCCAAAAGUUACUUUGGUGGCAGUAACUUAUGGGGUGGGGGUGGGAGUGAGGGUAGGUGUCUUUUUCUUAUGCAAAAAUACCCCCUUUCCGGUGAGAGCAGAUUAACCGCCUUCGUGUUUGUCCCUUUCUACCUCGUUUUUUCACCAUUCCCGAAAAUCUUCUCCCAAUCUUUUUUUUUUCUCCCCCUUUGAGUUAGUUCAACAGUCAAUUUAUCUACUCAUUCCUGUAAAUUAUUGCAAGUCGUUUAAUAUUUUCGGAUUAAACUUUUUUUGUGGUUUAAACUCAGACGAAAAAGCUAUCGUUUAUUUCAGAUGAGGCUGCAGUUUAAAUGCCAAAAGAGGGAAACAGUAAAUAAAAUUGAAAUUCUUUGUAAAAUAUAUCUGAACCUAAUGGUUUGUACAACUGGAAAGUCGUUCUAGGUUAGUUUCCUAUUAGACACGACUCUGCCGCUGUGAGGUGUGAGGCACAUUGUCCAGGAGACGAUUUUGUAUAGUAUUUUUCUUGUACAUUACUUCCGGUAAAUAUUUGAAAAUAUAUUGAAGUAAACUUGAUUUUUUUCUUUUUUGUCAGAAGAAAAUAUUAAGAGUUAUUCCUGAGGUUCUGAUGAGCUGCAGGUGUUUUUGAACUCAGUUCUGGAGGUGCAGAGCCACACACCCGCACUUUCCCGGCCUAGUUUUGCUCGAAUAUGAAUUUAGAUAGGUAUCAAGCUGUAACUAAGACACUGUUUGAUAAAUGUUGGAUGACAUUUAAUUUAAUGGAGCAUGUACUUAUUUGCAUUUGCUGGCAGUCCAGGCGUAGUUAAAGUGAGAGUUCUUCUAUACUUCAUAAUAACGGGGUCUGGCAAACCCAUGUAUUAAAUAAAUUGUCCAAGUGAUACUCGACUAACUUUGGCCUUUGUGUAUUUCCUGAAGGUGAUAUUGUUAACUGUUGACAAACACUCCUGACACUACAUUUAAGUGUUGUUUGCAGAGUCUGCAAACUAACUAUUCAUUGUAAUGUUGAAAUAAUUUGGAUAUUUCACAUUGAAAUGAAAAGCCUUUCUCUGGAACAUUUUAGACUUGCAUUUUAAAUGCAUGAAAUGUAAUUGAUUUAUUUGUAAUAUUUUAAAUGGUAUUAAUA